CAGAGCGGCGGUCCGGCGCCGCGCUCCGCUCUCCGUGUGGCAGCGGACGAGCCGUCAGCGGAGCGGCGCUCACAUUCACGCGUCUCCAGCCAUGCAGCAGAGCGACGACGCGGAGGUUCCCGCUCUGAACGACCUGAACAACAACAGCAGCAAACACAGGAGCGGAGCGCAGGGCAGAGAUGGAUUCAGAAACCAGCAGAAAGACUCGGAGGGUUCCAUGGAAUCCCCCAACCUGGAGUUUGAAUAUGGAGACACAGACAGUCUCACGGCGGAGCUCUCAGAACUGUACAGCUACACAGAGGAGCCGGAGUUCAGUCUGAACAGAGACUACUUUGAGGAGGACUUCAGAAGCCAUGUGAACGGCAGGAGAUGGGUGGAGCUCAGUGUGGAUGACCAGAGGGCAUAUGUCAUGAGGCUGCUGGACGCUCUGGAGGUCACCGACAGAGAAAAGAGACUCAAAGUGGCUCGCGCCAUCCUCUACCUGGCUCAGGGUGUAUUUGAUGAGUGUGACACAGAAGCAGAUGUUCUUCACUGGUCUCGACACAAUAUCUUCCUGCUCUACGACAUGGGCAUCUUCACUGCUCUUCUGGAGCUCCUCAGCAUGGAGAUCGAUAAUAACCAGGCAUGUAGCAGUGCUGUCAGGAAACCUGCCAUAUCCCUCGCAGACAGCACAGAACUCAGGGUUCUGCUGAGCAUCAUGUAUCUGAUGGUGGAGACGAUCCGUGUGGAAAUGGAAGAUGACAGGCCGGAAUGGCGGAUGGCCCGAGAGGCCUUCAAAACCGAACUGGGUUCACCACUCUACAAUGGUGAACCCUUUGCUCUUCUGCUCUUCACCAUGGUAACCAAGUUCUGCAGCAUGAGCGCCCCCCAUUUCCCCAUGAAGAAAGUGCUGCUGCUGCUGUGGAAAACUGUGCUGUUCACUCUAGGGGGCUUUGAGGAGCUGCAGGCGAUGAAGGUUCGGGGCAGAGAGAAGCUGAAGCUGCCCCCACUCCCAGAGGACAGUAUAAAGGUGGUCAGAAACAUGAGGGCCGCUUCACCUCCAGCCUCCGCCAUGGAGCUCAUUGAGCAGCAACAGCAACAGAAGAGAGGACGCAGGAGCCGCAGGAGUGCCUUUGUUGAUAGCUUGGAAGGAGACAGUCCCUUUGCCAAGAAGCAGCCCCUGGUCAAGCAAGACAGCCUGGACACCUAUAACGAGCGUGACCCCUUCAAGAACGAUGACGCACGGGAUGAGGAAGAUGACGGUGAGGAUGUGGAUAGCGGCAUUGAGGGCGAGGUGGACCCUCUGGACCGUGAUGUCAUUAUCCAGCCUCCACCCCCUCCGCCCCCUCUGCGGCCCCCCACUGACCGAGUGUCCUUCCCUAAAGGGCUACCAUGGGCCCCUAAAGUCAGAGAGAAGGACAUUGAACAUUUUCUGGAGUCCAGCAGGAACAAGUUCAUCGGCUUUACUCUGGGAAAUGAUACAGAAACACUGGUUGGGCUUCCCAGGCCUAUUCAUGAGAGUGUGAAGACUCUUAAACAGCAUAAGUACGUCUCCAUCGCUGAAGUGCAGAUCAAGAGAGAAGAGGAGCUGCAACAGUGCCCAAUGACCAUGGGGGAGGAGGAAGUGGAAGAAACUCCUGCAGAAAUUUUAUAUGUGGGGAUGCUCCCCAGCCUUUCUCAGUAUGUGAUUGCCCUUUUGAAGCUUCUUCUGGCUGCAGCACCAACUUCCAAGGCCAAGACUGACUCUAUCAACAUCCUCGCUGAUGUUCUUCCCGAAGAGAUGCCGAUCACUGUCCUCCAGAGCAUGAAGCUGGGCAUUGACGUAAACAGACACAAGGAGAUUAUUGUGAAGGCCAUCUCUGCUCUGCUGCUGCUGCUGCUCAAGCAUUUCAAGCUCAACCAUAUCUACCAGUUUGAGUAUGUGUCUCAGCAUCUGGUGUUUGCCAACUGCAUCCCCCUCAUUCUCAAGUUCUUCAAUCAGAACAUCAUGUCCUAUAUCAGUGCCAAAAACAGUAUAUGUGUGCUGGAUUUCCCUCACUGUGUGGUCCAUGAGAUGCCCGAGCUAACUGCCGAAAGCCUGGAAGCUGGAGACAGUAAUCAGUUCUGUUGGAGGAAUCUGUUCUCCUGCAUCAAUCUACUGCGAAUUCUCAACAAACUCACUAAGUGGAAGCACUCUAGGACGAUGAUGCUGGUGGUGUUUAAGUCUGCUCCAAUCCUGAAGAGGGCACUAAAAGUCAAGCAAGCUAUGAUGCAGCUCUACGUACUCAAACUCCUCAAGAUUCAGACGAAGUACCUCGGCCGGCAGUGGAGAAAGAGCAACAUGAAGACCAUGUCAGCCAUCUAUCAGAAGGUCCGCCAUCGGCUUAAUGAUGACUGGGCCUAUGGGAAUGAUAUCGAUGCUCGGCCAUGGGACUUUCAGGCAGAGGAGUGUGCCCUGCGGGAGAGCAUCGAGAAGUUCAACACCAGACGCUACGAUAAGAACCAGAACAGCGAGUUUGCGCCCGUGGAUAACUGCCUGCAGAGUGUGCUGGGUCAGCGGGUGGAGCUGCCUGAGGACUUCCACUACAGCUACGAGAUGUGGCUGGAGAGAGAGGUCUUCUCGCAGCCCAUCCAGUGGGAGGGCCUGCUGCAGUCCCAGUGAUGGAGCUACAGUGAAAAAUAGAGGUGGAAAAGGACAUUUUAACCCAAACUAGACUGAAACAACUUACUCUGGGUUUACAAGCAGCUCACACGCACAGAAGUACCCACACUUGGUCUCUUAAAUACACGCAAGCAUGCAGACAGAGCACCUGUGCCAACUGUAUUCUUCAUGUAAAUGAAUGCUUGUAAAUAGAGAUGUUCAAAUACAGUGUAUGGGCUUUGAAAUGGUAACCCUCCUUUACUGGUGAUUGAUGAUAAUAUAAGCACAUUAUCUGGGCAUGAUGCAUUAAGUGAUGCUACAAAAAUAUUAAUAUUUAUCACAAUGUCAACUCCUCA
Molecule: messenger RNA, 2955 nt
Organism: Pygocentrus nattereri (red-bellied piranha)
Lineage: Eukaryota; Metazoa; Chordata; Actinopteri; Characiformes; Serrasalmidae
Gene: strip2
Product: striatin interacting protein 2
Exons: 22
Coding region: 92-2620 (842 amino acids)
Biological process (GO): cytoskeleton organization
Cellular component (GO): cytosol
Source: RefSeq, a predicted model, not a curated record